Messenger RNA from Saimiri boliviensis boliviensis (Bolivian squirrel monkey), 1853 nucleotides. RefSeq names its product acid sensing ion channel subunit 2 (gene ASIC2). Gene Ontology annotation, cellular component: plasma membrane. The record is from RefSeq and is a predicted model, not a curated record. Gene Ontology annotation, molecular function: ligand-gated sodium channel activity. Gene Ontology annotation, biological process: sodium ion transmembrane transport. NCBI's taxonomy places the organism in Eukaryota, Metazoa, Chordata, Mammalia, Primates, Cebidae.
UCAGGUGUUUACAAAAUAUGGGAAGUGUUACAUGUUUAACUCAGGAGAGGAUGGCAAACCUCUGCUCACCACAGUCAAGGGGGGGACAGGCAACGGGCUGGAGAUCAUGCUGGACAUUCAGCAGGAUGAGUACCUGCCCAUCUGGGGAGAGACAGAGGAAACGACAUUUGAAGCGGGAGUGAAGGUUCAGAUCCACAGUCAGUCUGAGCCACCUUUCAUCCAAGAGCUGGGCUUUGGGGUGGCUCCAGGGUUCCAGACCUUUGUGGCCACACAGGAGCAGAGGCUCACAUACCUGCCCCCGCCGUGGGGUGAGUGCCGAUCCUCAGAGAUGGGCCUCGACUUUUUUCCUGUUUACAGUAUCACCGCCUGUAGGAUUGACUGUGAGACCCGCUACAUCGUGGAAAACUGCAACUGCCGCAUGGUCCACAUGCCAGGGGAUGCCCCUUUCUGUACCCCUGAGCAGCACAAGGAGUGUGCAGAGCCUGCCCUAGGUCUGCUGGCGGAAAAGGACAGCAAUUACUGUCUCUGCAGGACACCCUGCAACCUGACCCGUUACAACAAAGAGCUCUCCAUGGUGAAGAUCCCCAGCAAGACAUCAGCCAAGUACCUUGAGAAGAAAUUUAACAAAUCAGAAAAAUACAUCUCAGAGAACAUCCUUGUUCUGGAUAUAUUUUUUGAAGCUCUCAAUUACGAGACAAUUGAACAGAAGAAGGCGUAUGAAGUUGCUGCCUUACUUGGUGAUAUUGGUGGUCAGAUGGGAUUGUUCAUUGGUGCUAGUAUCCUUACAGUACUAGAGCUCUUUGAUUAUAUUUAUGAGCUGAUCAAAGAGAAGCUAUUAGACCUGCUUGGCAAAGAGGAGGACGAAGGGAGCCACGAUGAGAACGCGAGCACUUGUGACACAAUGCCAAACCACUCUGAAACCAUCAGCCACACUGUGAACGUGCCCCUGCAGACGGCCCUGGGGACCUUGGAGGAGAUUGCCUGCUGACACCCCUCGAGCCACCCAACACCCCCUCCAAACAGACCUUGAGGCCCAAGACCCAGGACAAGGAACAGAAAGCUCAGGUGGGAUGGCCCCUGACGCCAGAAGAAAGCAAGAGUCCCUAUGCACACACUGCAGACUAGCUGCCUAGACCUCGCUCUGGCCACGUCCAACACGACGCGUCCUUGGGUCCCGCCGUGCGUCACUCUUAGGAGAGAUGAGUCACACUCUGGCACUGUCCAAGAACAAACCUGCCAUCACAUCUCACUGCCAGAUGUAUAAAGCACCUGCAUGCUCAGACUUCUUACGGCGCCACCUCCACGUCUGUCUUGUACAUGACAUUCCUCCACGCGGUUUCCAGUGUCCACACUGCUGCCCGUGCGGUGGGACCAGAUUCCAGGUCCAGAGUCAUCAUGAGGCCACCCUGGAAUCUGAACUGCACAAUCAAGAGGGAACCGCGGGACUCUGCUACAUUCAAUUCUUGUGUCGUUUGUGAAGGUUCUUAACCUGCCCACAAACCCCUUUCCCCCAACCUGGCCCAUGGGGCUUCAGUGCCAAAGGUGACCCGGGCCAACCUCCCUCCCGCCCCGGCGCAGCACAGCAGCCAGCGGACAGGGGGCUCCCCUGUUCACCCAUGGUGCCCACGUCGUUCUUCUCUUCCUGUGACACAACUUGUACAGUCUGAUUCUUUUUAUUUGGGGUCGGGGGGCUUUUAUGUUUGUCUGAUGGAGAUUUGUUUUGUUUUGCUUUGUUUUAUGCUUUUUUUAAAAAUUUUAAUGUUCUGAGGUUUGGUUUGGUUUUUCCAUUUUCUUUGGCGUUUAUUUAUUCGUGCUUCAAAUCACGGUCAUAUUAAAAGCUGGUCUUGUGGAAA